Molecule: messenger RNA, 587 nt
Organism: Rhopalosiphum maidis (corn leaf aphid)
Lineage: Eukaryota; Metazoa; Arthropoda; Insecta; Hemiptera; Aphididae
Product: PR domain zinc finger protein 5-like
Exons: 2
Coding region: 296-574 (92 amino acids)
Source: RefSeq, a predicted model, not a curated record
AAUCAAGGUUCUAAAUCGGUAUUUUUCUUUAUUCCUCAAAUGUUUUGUCAAUAAAAAAUAUGUUUAUCUGCUAGUGAUAAUCGAGUGAGAUUUCCCUACAAUAUAAACUGCCUAAGCCUAAUUGUCAAAAAUAAUUUUGCCUGCGUAUUACUUAAUAAAAUGUGUCCACAUUUCUAAUCAUCUUGUAAUCAGUAAAAAGUAAAAUAUAAUUGGGUAACUAAAUAAAUCAAUUCUUCAAAUUUAUUUUCAGUUGUUUAUCAAAACAAAAUAAUACCUACACAAUUAUUCAGUGGUCAUGGACAAUGGUCCAUGGACUUCAAUCACGUGGCUCAUUUUUUUUACAUUAGAUACAGAUUAUGCUUACAUUGUGUUUAAAGACCAAAAUGAUUCAAGAUUUUAUUGCUCUAAUAAUUUCUGUGGAAGAUCAUACAAAAGUAGACGCUCGCUUUGGCGACAUCUUAAAAAUGAAUGUGGAGUACAACCAAAAUUUAAUUGUUGUAUUUGCAACAAAAAAUUUAGUGAUAAACAAUCAAUGAAGAGACAUACGAUACUAGUUCAUAAACAUUUGUUAUGAUAAAUAUCUAUUA